This is a messenger RNA of Brienomyrus brachyistius, 4225 nucleotides long. RefSeq names its product DNA (cytosine-5)-methyltransferase 3B-like. The record is from RefSeq and is a predicted model, not a curated record. The coding region runs from base 18 to 2534 and encodes 838 amino acids. Gene Ontology annotation, biological process: negative regulation of transcription by RNA polymerase II. Gene Ontology annotation, molecular function: DNA binding; DNA (cytosine-5-)-methyltransferase activity, acting on CpG substrates. Lineage: Eukaryota; Metazoa; Chordata; Actinopteri; Osteoglossiformes; Mormyridae. Gene Ontology annotation, cellular component: nucleus. The transcript is spliced from 22 exons.
CAUAUCGGUGGAACAAAAUGAAACCGAUAUUUCCACAGAUUGAUCCUUAUUUCAAUGUGAAAAGGCUCUUUUGGGACCUAAAACGGAAACUUAAAGAGGCCGCAGAAGCGAAAGCGUCAGUGUCAGCGAUGCCGUCAAAGAAGUUCACCCCACCGGGCUUGAUGGCGGAAAAGGAGCAGAUGGCAGCAGCGGCAGCGGUGCGCAGUGACUCAACACUGGAAGCGGACGGUCGCUCGGAAGGUGAGGGAGGCCUGGAGCUGAGCAAAGGGAACAGCCCCCUGACGGCCGCGGAGCCACCGUCACCCCUGAGCCCCGAGCAGGACGGGGACGCUGCCUCCCCCGAGGUGAUGAUGGACAAAGUCUCCAGCUGCCCGAAGAGGAGCAGGCAAAGCUCAGGGGGGGCACAUUCCCCCCCCAAGCAGGAAGGCCGGGUUAGCCUGAGACAGAGGCCGUCACCGAGGACCAUAUUUCAGGCGGGUUUCACUUCGUACAGCAGGCAGGACAGCAGUGGAGGGACCAAGCAGAGGCAGAGCUGCCAUCCAGUGACCAACGCCUGUUCUCCGUCCAUUGAUGCACCCAAGAGCGCCGCCCUAGAGGUGACAGAGCAAGACUCCAGUCAGAACACGGCCUGCCCUUCCCCAUCGCCCUCCUCCUCUACCUCUUCUUCUGCUGUGGAUGUGGCAAGUCAGCCUGAGUACAAGGACAGUAAAGGCUUCGCCGUGGGCGAGCUCGUCUGGGGGAAGAUACGUGGCUUCUCCUGGUGGCCCGGCAUGGUGGUGACAUGGCGCUCCACCGGCCGACGGCAGGCCACCCAUGGCAUGCGCUGGCUGCAGUGGUUUGGGGACGGCAAGUUCUCUGAGGUUUCGGCAGACAAGCUGGACUCCAUCGCGGCCUUUCCCAAGUACUUCAGCCAGGCCUCCUAUGCCAAGCUAGCCUCCUACCGAAGGGCGGUGUUUCAGGCACUGGAGGUGGCAGGUACCCGUGCAGGCAGGAUUUUCCCUCAAGGUGAGGAUCCGGUGAAGCCCAUGCUAGAAUGGGCCAAUGGGGGCUUCCAACCUGAGGGUCUUGAAGGACUCAGGCCCACUUCUGCAAGCCCAGCAGACAGCAGUUCCCUGGGCCUCCAGGUUCUGGAUGCCAGGCCCUCUGAGUACAUUCCUCCCAGCAAGAAGCAGAAGCUCAGUCCAGGCAAAGCCAAACUUGGGGGUGAAGAGUCAUACAGUCGAGAACAAAUGGUCCUCGAAGUUCUGAAGAAUAACAGAUGUAUAGAAGAGUUUUGUCUGUCCUGUGGAAAAAUGAGAGUGGUGACUUUUCACCCGCUUUUUGAAGGAGGUCUGUGCCAGUCAUGCAAGGACGUGUACCUGGAGGUCUUCUACAUGUACGAUGACGAUGGAUACCAGUCCUAUUGCACGGUGUGCUGUGGUGGCCGGGAAGUGCUGCUGUGUGGAAACACCAACUGCUGCAGGUGCUUCUGCGUCGACUGCCUGGAUAUCCUGGUGGGUGCCGGGACGUCGGAUCAGGCCCGUGCCCUCGAUCCCUGGCACUGCUAUGUGUGCCAGCCUGCGCAAGCCAUUGGCGUGCUCCACUGCCGGCCUGACUGGAGCACCCGGCUGCAGGACUUCUUCGCCAGCGACUAUGGACAGGAGUUUGAGGCCCCCAUGACGUACCUGGCAGUCCCGGCUGAGAAGAGGAGGCCCAUCCGUGUUCUGUCCUUGUUUGAUGGUAUCGCCACCGGGUACCUGGUGCUGAAGGACUUGGGCUUCAAGGUGGACCAAUACAUCGCCUCGGAGAUCUGUGAGGACUCCAUUUCCGUGGGGGCUGUCCGACAUGAAGGGAAGAUCCAGUAUGUGCACGAUGUGAGGAACAUCACCAGGAAGGAUAUUGCUGAAUGGGGGCCAUUUGACCUGGUGAUUGGCGGGAGCCCAUGUAACGACCUCUCCAUCGUCAACCCGGCGCGGAAGGGCCUCUAUGAGGGCACGGGACGCCUCUUUUUUGAGUUCUAUCGACUGCUGAGCGUGGCCAGGCCCAAACCUGGGCAGAACCGGCCCUUCUUCUGGCUCUUUGAGAACGUGGUAGCCAUGGGCGUCAAUGACAAGAGGGACAUCUCACGCUUCCUGGAGUGUAACCCGGUGAUGAUCGACGCCAUCGAGGUGUCAGCUGCACACCGUGCGCGCUACUUCUGGGGGAACCUGCCGGGGAUGAACAGGCCCCUGUGUGCCUCAGGGAUGGAUAAGCUCCAGUUGCAGGACUGCCUGGAACAUGGGCGUGUAGCCAAGUUUGGGAAGGUGCGUACCAUCACCACCCGCUCCAACUCCAUCAAGCAGGGCAAGGACCAGCACUUCCCCGUCAUCAUGAAUGGAAAGGAGGACAUCCUGUGGUGCAGUGAGAUGGAGAGGAUUUUCGGCUUCCCCGUGCACUACACCGAUGUGUCCAACAUGGGCCGCGGGGCCCGGCAGAGGCUGCUGGGCCGGUCCUGGAGCGUCCCGGUGAUCCGGCACCUGUUUGCCCCACUUAAAGACUAUUUUGCCUGCGAGUAGUCCCACUGCUGACCGCAAACCGGCCUCCCUCACCAUUUGGGAGGGAUAGGGGUGGUGUUAUGGUGCUUUAACAUGAUGUGGAGCAGUGAGCUUGGGAUUGGCCUGCUCCUGCAGCUCUCUGGGCUCACUGGCUGGGGAGUGUCUGCCCCUCCUGUAGCUCAACCUGGUAGCUUUUACAAUAACGAUGCAAGAAUCAGGGAUCCUGUCACAGCGUGAGCCUCACCUGGGAUGUUCAGGUGAUUGGGGGAGAGGCCGCAUUCAACGAUUCCAUGGCAACUAUAUAAGCUUUUCUGGUUGGUUAUACCUCACAAAGAACUCCAGAUAUACACAGCACUUUUUGAUUUUUUUUUUCCCUUUUUUUAAACUGUGAUAUUUCUGUACCAUUAACCCCUGACAUACAAAUCAUUGAGGGUUGUUAAUGGAUAACAUGUUUUAAAAAUUCUGUAGUCCAUCUUUAAAUCCUGUUCACUUUAGUAGUUUGCUUACAGAACUUGAAUUCCCACAAAGUUCAUUUUGGGAAAACGAUACGAGCAUACAUUAUACGAGCACUUAAAAAGUUACGUUCAAAAUAAGAUUUAUUUUAAAAUGUGAUUUUAUUUUCUUUCUACGUACUGUAAAACAAUCAGGUGAACAAGAAAGUUAUAAAAAUGUUAUUUAAAUUGAUGGUUCCUAAAGUUUAUCCAGAUUUAAACAUAUUAUAUUAAUGCAUCCUUUUGUGAAACUUGAUGAAAAAAAAAUUUAAAUUCUAAAACAUCCAGUGAAACAGAGAGAGUCUUACGGAGGUAUGAAGAAAUGGGAGCUGAGCUGUCAAAAGUUUUUUCUCAUACAAGCUAAAAACAGCUUGAUUUGUUAUUUGGAAUUGCCUCAGAAGGUGUUCCCCAAAUAUGUGGGCACUCCCUCUACCAUAGACUACAUACAGCCUUUCUCCUCUUAAUAGUAGCAUCUUACACAACACUUUAGUCCACACUGCCUGAUUUAUUUUUUUUUUGUCCAUGCCGACAAUCUUGCACUCUAAAUAGGAUUUCUACCUGAAGACCUGGUACUGCGCUUCUUACAUGUGAAAGCUACGUCUUUCAUCUGCUAAAGUCUUUGAAUGAAGCGUUCUGAUUUUAAUCCAGAGAUACUGUUUACUGUACUAAUAAUGUUUCCAUCUGGGCAAAAUACCUCGGCGAUUUUCUAUUGUGAACAAGAUCGAAGUACUGUAUAUUUUUAAACUGUUUUUGAAGUGUCAGAUUUUAACACUCUUAAAACGUCUUUAUAUUCCUAUAUAUAAAUACACGUUUCAAUUAUUAUGUUGUGGCAGUAUUCUUUACAUGGUGUUUUGACUGCUUUUACGUCAAACUCUUAUCCUGCGAUAGACAAUACGUAAAUAAUGGACAUUUGUUUUGGUUUUUACUGCUGUAAUUUGAUAACAUUUGUUGCAUGCUACUAAAACAAUUUUGGUGGAUUUCCACUGUCAUUUUAAAAACAGCUGCAUUUAUAAUUUUCCUCACAUUUAUAGCAUAUUGUUACCAUCUCUGUAUAAAACGCUUUCCUUUAUAACAUAGUUAAAUCAUAUCAGUUUAUGGUGCAUUGUAAGACAAAUUUUGCUGUUUCUGUAUUCCUUGUUUUUAUAUACCAAGGUGUCCAUUCCUUAUUGUAGCUUCCACAAUGUACCUUUUGUAUUAAACGAAUACUGGAUUUAUUUUCAA